AUGGUGUACAUCAGUUUCAGCGCACUCUGUGUUAGUGCUGCCAGUAUAUUCGGUCUUGUUCAAGCCGCAACUCCCCCAGUUUGCAAUUCCAUAAAUUACACAAGUCCUUAUGCCCCCUUGAAUGCUAAUCGUAGCAUUUGGACCCUCAAUGUUACAAACUUCCGCACUGAGCAUUCGGUAAAGGGUGGCUACAACAAAUCCUGGGACCUGUCUGACUUGCCCGCUUAUCAGCCCCAAGACCUCCUCAAUGGAACACUCCGUAUUUGGGGCAGUAACUACCUCAAAGAUGGCCAGCUCGGUCAGUAUUGGCAGGAGACUUUCAAUAAGUUCCAGCCAGGGAUCAAAAUCGAGUACAAUCUCCCCACAACUGCCAUUGGCAUUCCGGCACUUGCUGUGAAGGCUGCUGACCUUGGUGUUGGCCGCCCCGCGACCCUCAUGGAUUAUCUGACCUACCAACAAGUCUUUGGCCAUGAUCCUGUCGAGAUUGUCGCCGCAACCGGCUCGUACGACGUCUAUGGUUGGUCUCCAGCCUUUGCCAUUGUUGUCCGCGAGGAUAAUCCUCUGGAAAACAUCACCAUGAAAGAAUUGGAUGGCGUAUUUGGCACUGCUCGCGGAGGCGGGUAUAAUAGGAGUACCUGGAUGACCAGCUAUCCCUACAAGCGUGGACCCGAGUACAACAUCCGUACUUGGGGCCAGCUCGGCCUCAAGGGCGAGUGGGUAAAUGCACCCAUCCACCCAUGUGGUCAGACCACGAAAGCCAAUAUCCAAGAUGUUUUUCAAAAUCUCGUCUUGUGGGGAAGCAACCAGUGGGUUGAAGGCUUGCGCACAUUCGCCAACUAUGCCAUGACAAACAAUACCCUGGCUACCUGGAGCAAGCAAGUUUUGGCCGCCGGCAAUGCCGACCCGUACUCAAUCUGCGUUGGAUCACCCGAGGUGGUUGGGCCCGGCAUGAAGGAGCUUGCCGUCCAAGGCUUCAAUGGCGGGCCCUACGUGAAGCGCAACUUGGAGACAAUCCGGGCUCGCGAAUAUCCGCUUUACAAUGAGAUUUUCUUCUUUGCUAACAAGGAGGCCGGUGAGCCCAUGGAGCCCAUGGUAUAUGAGUUCCUUAAGUUUAUCCUUAGCCAAGAAGGCCAAAAUCAGGUCCAGCGCGAAGGGCGAUAUCUACCUCUCCCGGGCUCUGUUGUGAACAAGAUGCUGAAGAAGAUCGAGCCCAGUGCAUAG
Clonostachys byssicola is the source of this 1221-nucleotide messenger RNA. NCBI's taxonomy places the organism in Eukaryota, Fungi, Ascomycota, Sordariomycetes, Hypocreales, Bionectriaceae. The record is from the annotation of a GenBank genome assembly.